AGGCUAUUCAGGGUGGGAGAGUGGGAAAUGUGGGGUCCCGGUGCCCAAGUAGGCUACACGUAGCUAUGUGUGUGGGAAACAUUUCAUCACAGAUUGCUUGCUUUCUAGCAGUUUUGUUAUUGGUCCUUUUGGACAGAUUGGUUUGCCUGAACAACCCCUCCCCUUCUGCUGAAGAGCUACAGUAGGCUAUAAGAGCUCACUCAAGCACGUUUACACACACUCACUGUUGACCAUCCGGCCACACCAUCCUACGGGGAUAUGUCAAAACAUUUUUUUCUUAUUCGAGGGGGAAUUCUUAUGCACGUUCUGGUCUCCACGGCUGUCCAUGCCCACAAAUUAAACUGUUGGCUUCUCUAGGGAAUAGUUUCAUUAUACUUUAGUUUACCAUGGCCUCUACCAUGCUUCGGCCGGUGGCAACUUACCCCUUCUCCUCAUAUCCUCCUGACUUCAACAUGAUGUCGGACGACGAGGGGAACCGCAGCGGGAGCGACGGCAGCUCGGACCAGAGCUAUGGAUGCUGUGUCUCUUCAGAGAAGACUUGUCGGCAGAUUUCCCGCGUGGUGGGAGUCGGUGGGGUUGUUGUGGUCAAACAGCGCAACACAGCCAACGCCAGGGAGCGAGACCGGACCCAAAGCGUCAACACCGCCUUCACCGCGCUCCGGACACUCAUACCCACGGAGCCGGUGGACAGAAAGCUCUCCAAAAUUGAAACGCUCCGGUUGGCGUCCAGCUACAUCUCGCAUUUGGCCAACAUUCUUGUCCUUGGGGACGGGUGCGAGGAUGGGCAGCCGUGCUUGAGUGCAGUGUAUCGCGUGCAAGGAGAUGGCGAGGGGAAGCAACCCAGAACAAUCUGCACCUUUUGCUUGAGCAACCAGCGGAAAAGGGGGAAAGAUGGUCGGGGUUGUCUGAAAAUGCAUGCAACCCGUGCACUACGAAUGAACCGAAGAUAGACAACUCUCAAACUCCAAGGAUGGUUUAGUUCAAGUCCGCACCUCAGGGAAAAACUCCAGCUAUCACACCUACUCCUACACAGACCGACACAUUGGCCAGAAUGCCUUCGAACUUCGGAAAAAGACUGUCAAAAAUGAGUAUCAGGAAUGUGUUUGCUUGAGAAAUGAAUGUUCCUCUCAUAAUGCUGGUUUGAUGAAAUGUGAUUUUGGACGAACACAUGAGACUAUUUGGUUGCCUUUUCAACACCCUUUUGUAUUUUGCUUUGAAAUUAAAUAUAUUUUUACAUAGUU
Messenger RNA from Salvelinus sp. IW2-2015, 1241 nucleotides. NCBI's taxonomy places the organism in Eukaryota, Metazoa, Chordata, Actinopteri, Salmoniformes, Salmonidae. The record is from RefSeq and is a predicted model, not a curated record.